Molecule: messenger RNA, 2115 nt
Organism: Lipotes vexillifer (Yangtze River dolphin)
Lineage: Eukaryota; Metazoa; Chordata; Mammalia; Artiodactyla; Lipotidae
Gene: ASPG
Product: asparaginase
Exons: 19
Coding region: 1-2115 (704 amino acids)
Molecular function (GO): asparaginase activity; protein binding
Source: RefSeq, a predicted model, not a curated record
AUGGCGCGCGCGGCGGGGCCCGAGCGGCGGCUCCUGGCCAUCUACACCGGAGGCACCAUCGGCAUGCGGAGCGAGCGCGGCGUGCUCGUCCCCGGCAAGGGCCUGGCCGCCGUUCUGAGGACACUGCCCAUGUUCCACGAUGAGGGGCACGCCCAGGCCUGUGGCCUCCCCGAGGACACCUUAGUGCUGCCCCCCGCCUGCCCCGACCAGAGGGUCAUGUACACGGUGCUGGAGUGCCAGCCUCUCUUUGACUCCAGCGACAUGACCAUCACUGAGUGGGUUCAGAUCGCCCAGACCAUCGAGAGACACUACGGGCAGUACCAUGGCUUUGUGGUCAUCCAUGGCACCGACACCAUGGCCUUCGCCGCCUCCGUGCUCUCCUUCAUGCUGGAAAACCUGCAGAAAACUGUCAUCCUCACUGGUGCUCAGGUGCCCAUCCACGCCCUGUGGAACGACGGCCGUGAGAACCUGCUGGGUGCCCUGCUGCUGGCUGGCCAGUACGUGAUCCCCGAGGUCUGCCUGUUCUUCCAGAACCAGCUGUUUCGGGGCAACCGAGUGACCAAGGUGGACACGCGCAGGUUUGCGGCCUUCUGCUCCCCCAACCUGCCCCCUCUGGCCACCGUGGGCGCGGAUGUCACAAUCAACUGGGAGCUGGUGCGGAAGGUCCGUGGGCAGGGCCGGCUGGUGGUGCACAGCAGCAUGGAGCACAACGUGGGCCUGCUGCGCCUCUACCCCGGGAUCCCCGCCACCCUGGUCCGGGUCUUCCUGCAGCCCCCCCUAAAGGGCGUGGUUAUGGAAACCUUCGGAUCGGGAAACGGGCCCACCAAGCCUGACCUGCUUCAGGAGCUGCGGGUGGCAGCUGAGCGAGGCCUAGUCAUUGUCAACUGCACCCACUGCCUUCAAGGCGCCGUCACCUCGGACUAUGGCGCUGGCACGGCCCUGGCGGGAGCCGGCACCAUCUCAGGCUCCGACAUGACAUCAGAGGCGGCCCUGGCCAAGCUGUCGUAUGUGCUUGGCCUGCCGGGGCUGAGCCUGGAUGGCAGGAAGGAGCUGCUGGCCAGGGACCUGCGCGGGGAGAUGACGCCGCCUGCCGCGGACAAGCUCUGGCCCUCUCUGCGGGGCAGCACGCCGGGCCGCGGGGUGGCCCAGCUCCUUAGUCUGAGCCAGGAGGCUGAGGACGUGCGAGAUGCCCUGGCACCCAGUCUGGCCUGUGCCGCGGCCCACGCCGGUGAUCUGGAGGCCCUACAGGCGCUUGCAGAGCUGGGCAGUGACCUGAGCCUGGAGGACUUUGGUGGUCAAACUCCGCUGCACUCGGCCGCCCGAGGGGGCCAGGCUGGGGUGGUCACCAUGCUGCUGCAGAGAGGGCUGGACGUGAACGCACGGGACAAGGAUGGCCUCAGCCCGCUGCUGCUGGCCGUGAGGGGCAGGCAUCAGGGUGUCAUUGGGCUGCUGCGGGCGGCUGGGGCCUGCCUGUCCCCCGAGGAACUGGAGGACUCGGGGACAGAGCUCUGCAGGCUGGCAUCCAGGGCAGACUGUGAAGGCCUGCGGGCAUGGUGGCAGGCAGGGGCCGACCUGAGGCAGCCGGGCUAUGAUGGGCGCAGCGCCCUGCAUGUCGCAGAGGGAGCUGGGAACCUGGAAGCGGCGGCCCUGCUUCAGAGCCUUCAGGCCCUGGGCCCAGGGCCUCUGCGGUGUGCCGGCCCCUUGGCCCCGUUCAUUGCAGCCCCUGAUCUGCUGGUAGCGCGGGACCUGCUGCCUCUUAUGAGCCAGGCCCAUCCUGGGGAGCCUGGUGUCAGUGCCUUACCAGAGGCCCCGCUGGGGCUGAAGUCAGGUGUUUGGACCCACGGCCUGAACCGGAAGCACCGGAAGCAGUCCGAAAGCCGGCCAGUGGAGGAGUGCCCACUGGAACCCGGUGUCCCCGGGCGAGAGCACUCGCUGCACUGGCUUUUCCCCAAGUGGGUCAUCGAGGGCAGGGGAGAGGCUUCUGCCAGCGGGGCAGAUGCGGGGAGCUCCCCUCCAGGCCCCCAGUUCUCAGGCCCCUCCACACGUUUGGGGGAUGCAGAGCCCUACAAUGAGCGGCUCCUGGACUGGGCAGUGCCGCGCAAGGUGGGGGGGUAG